CCUCACAGUCCGGCGGUCUGCGGCGGGAGACGAGCCUCAGGAGGCGCUCCUUCAGCUGCUCCCUGUCAACAUCACUGCUCUAACCCUUUAUCAUGAGACACACAACAACAGCCAAUCACAGCUGAGAGCACUCUACAAUCAGGACUCUAAUCAUGAAGGAGACAAGAGGAGGACAGAAGGAGACCGGAGGGGGAAGGAAGGAAGCAGGAGGAGGAAAGAAGGAGACAGGAGGACAGAAGGAGACAUGUGGAGGGCAGAAGGCAAAAGGAGGAGGAAAGAAGGAGACAGAAGGACAGAAGGAGACAUGUGGAGGACAGGAGACAGGAGGAGGAAGGAAGGAGACAAAAGGACAGAAGGAGACAUGUGGAGGACAGAAGGAGACAGGAGGAGGAAGGAAGGAGACAGAAGGACAGAAGGAGACAUGUGGAGGACAGAAGGAGACAGGAGGAGGAAGGAAGGAGACAAAAGGACAGAAGGAGACAUGUAGAGGACAGAAGGAGACAGGAGGAGGACAGAAGGAAGCAGGAGAAGGACAGAAGGAGGAAGGAGGAGGAAACAGGAAGCUCUCCCGCUCCUUCACCACUUUGAGCACCAUCGCCAUCGCGGCCGGCCAAUCACUGAUGGUGGUUUCCGUCCUGAAGAGUGGGUCUCUGGUUCACCUCCAGCUGGUUCAGGUUCAUCCAGGUCUCUGUGAGAUCGGAUCAAACCAGGAUGAGAACCAGGAACUGAUCCAGGAGCUGCAGGAGCUGCUGGACAAACUCAAGAAACACGAGGAGGAGGUCCUGUCUGCGGUGAGGAGGAGGAGGGUGGAAGGGAUGGAGGAUCAGGAUCAGGAGGCGAUGACGGCCUCUCUGAGAGACGGCUGGUUUCUCCUCCUGCAGCUCCUACUCAGACGGCAGGAGGUGCUGCUCCUCGCCGCAGACUUCCACCGCCGGGCGCAGGAGGUUGAAUGUACACUCCUCUGACCUCCUGCAGACAGUAAUAAUGAUAGCGCAGUAGCGGGAUGUGUCGUCGUCGUGUCUCUCUGGAGGACAUUUGUGUAGCCUCACAUUCCUGAGGCGGGGCUGGCUAUUUGCUGGAGCAGCUGCUGCAGAUCUGUCCCACAAUGCCGUCUGUUUCGACGUGCAGUGAUUUCAAAUUCAGUUUCGAAUCAGUCCAGAAAUCAUAAAAAUAAGACAACUAUA
Eleginops maclovinus (Patagonian blennie) is the source of this 1184-nucleotide messenger RNA. RefSeq lists its product as uncharacterized. The transcript is spliced from 5 exons. Lineage: Eukaryota; Metazoa; Chordata; Actinopteri; Perciformes; Eleginopidae. The record is from RefSeq and is a predicted model, not a curated record. Bases 153 to 965 code for a protein of 270 amino acids.